Durusdinium trenchii is the source of this 824-nucleotide messenger RNA. The record is from the annotation of a GenBank genome assembly. Lineage: Eukaryota; Dinophyceae; Suessiales; Symbiodiniaceae.
GUUUGCUAUGGCUACAGCAGAAGGUUAAUGAGAAAGAACUGAGAGUGACCGGAAUCCCAACUUCAGCCAGCACAAGCGACAUCGACGCCAAGCUUCUCAGCAAAGCCAGAACAAAGGGCUUGAAAUUCCUGAUCAAUCGAUCGACGGAGAUGAUGAGAAGAUCGGCCGUGAAGAGUAUGAAGAGAUCAAGACGAAAGAAGAUAUGAAUAAGAAUGUUGGAACGGUGUCAAAGGCUUUGGGUGGCAAUGCAAAAGUUGCUAUGAUCAUUGCAAUGGCAUUGUUGCAAAGCAGCCAAGGGCAUGAGAUAAAGGAGAUCAGCGCAGUGGGCGUCAACGCAACAAAGGCAGCAGUCAGUGCAGAGAAUGGAGAUGAGUUGCGAUGGACGCGUGCAUUUUUCACAGUGGUGGUUCUUUCAGCUGUUGGAACAUUGAGCUUGGCACGGUGGGGAUUCAAGGAAGUGAGACAGCUGAUGAACUGGAAGCAGGCAAAGGCAGGUGCACCAUCACAACCGUCAGAAGCUGAGUAUGAGAGUGACCACGAGAAAGUGGAAAUGCAGUGGAAAAUCAUUCAGCUUGAGGCAGCCUACGCAGAACAAUAAGAAGGAGUGAAGGAGUUGAAAGAAGAGAGAGACAUGUGGACGCAGCAAUCACCGGAUCAUCAAGGCAAGAAUGUUGAUCUACGUGGUGAACGAGAUGUACUGAGAGAGCAGUACGUGCAGCUGUUGAAAGAGAAGGAAAUGAUGGCAGCAUCUAAGUGAAAAGGAACAGGAGUUUGAGCGUCUGAAGGAAGACGUGGAACGAGCCAAGAGUGCUGCCGAGCUAUGG